Messenger RNA from Uloborus diversus, 848 nucleotides. RefSeq lists its product as uncharacterized. Lineage: Eukaryota; Metazoa; Arthropoda; Arachnida; Araneae; Uloboridae. Gene Ontology annotation, molecular function: sequence-specific DNA binding. The transcript has 2 exons. The coding region runs from base 169 to 636 and encodes 155 amino acids. The record is from RefSeq and is a predicted model, not a curated record.
UGGAAAGGCGACUACUAGUAAGAUUUUCUGUUUACUGUUACAAUUCUGCUUAUUCGGAAGCUUUAAAGUUGUGAUAGAACUUGUAUUUAGACAUAGCAUUUAUUUUCAGUCAUGUUUUAUGCUGAUUUUAAGAAUUCGAUUACAUGUUUCGGUUGAAAACAUUGUACCAUGCCGAGAUGUUGCAGCAUUCAAGGAUGCAAAUCAAAUUAUCGUAGUCAAAGUGAAAGAGUUACUACGUUUGCUUUGCCAAAAUGUGAAGAACUAAAAAAUAAAUGGCUAAGAACGAUUCCCAGUGAUUUUACUGGCUUGAAGAAACCUGUAAUCUGUAUCAAACAUUUUCAAGAAGAUGAUGUGAUUACAACAGAUAAAUGUGUUGUCAAAGGGAAAGUUAAAGAAUUUCAGAGGAAAAUUCCAAAACUGAAAGAUGAUGCAGUACCUUCUAUAUUUUCCGACUUACCUUCUACUAAAAGCCGUUCAAAACGAUCACUUGAUGUUUCAGAAGAUGAUUUAGAACCGGCUUUGAAGCAAAGAAAAACAGACCAAGAAGAAUUAAUUAAGGAAAAGGAAGGUCUUUCCAGCUUAGAAGAAAUUCGCAGGUGUUAUGAAAAGUACCUUGAAGUUGCAAUAGCAAAAUGAGGAAGCUUGAAGGAUAACAAAAUGACUCUCACAAGGUAAUCAACAUCAAACAUGUAUAUGUAUAAUAAACAAAAGAAAUAACGUGAGACUGAGAAGAUUUGUACAUACAUUUUGCAGAAAAAGCAGUGUAAAUUUCAGGUUGUAAAAUUCACAUAUAGUUUGAAGUAAAGGUGAACUUGUGUUUGAAAGACUGUUGUCAAACAAAUAAAAGU